CAAAAAUUCUCAGCCUCCAAUGCAAAACACAACUGCUCACCACACCAGUCUUCUGAUUCUUAUCGAAACCUCCAUCUCACAAUUUCAAUCUAUUCAAAUAUGAUUGAUAUCACUCGUGUUUCUUGUUUAAUUUCAAGAAAACCCAUCUGGGUUCUCUUCUAAAAUCGUUAAUUUAAAGAUUGAUAUUCCAACGUUUACUGAACCACAAGUUCACAAUGGGAACUGGUUCAUCAAGGCACUUUGACAGUAGCGCUCAUGGCAGUGGAGAAGAGAAAGAUGACCAUGGCGGUGGUCAACUCUAUGUCUCUCUAAAGAUGGAGAACUACAAUCUCAAAGGAGACCUUGUUCCUCACGUCUAUGGCUCCGUCCCUCUCGUUGGUUCUUGGGAUACCUCCAAAGCUCUUCCACUGGAACGCGAAUCAACCUCGAUGUGGGAAUUAAGUUUUGUUGUGCCUCCUAACCAUGAAACCUUGGAUUUCAAGUUCUUACUGAAACCGAAAGACAACAAUGUCCCAUGCAUAGAGGAGGAAGGCAUAAACAGGCAGUUCAUGGGGGGUACAUUGCAAGGGGUUGCAAGAUUAGCUGUUUUUAAUUUAACCCCAGAUGAGAUUCUUGAGUAUAGGGUAAACAUCAAAACCAACAGGGUUUCACCAUUUGAUCUUGCUGCAAGUUGGAGAGCUUAUCAAGAAAAUCUUGAACCCUCAACUGUUCGUGGGAUUCCUGAUGUUAGUAUAAAUUCAUUGCCUGAAGGUGUCGAGAAUCAGAAUGGGUCUUCAGCGAGUUUGGACCUUGAUCUUGAACAAUACCUAGUCCCUGCUCCUGUAACUUCUGUGGUGUAUGCUGCUAAUUUGACUGAGACUCCAAGGUCUUUAAAGCGUGGUGGUACUGGUGUGUUUUCAAAUGCUGAAACUUCAACCAAAGAUUCGGGUGUUUCUGUUGAUCGUCCUGCAACCAUAAAGGAAAUGGAAGUGGCUAUACCGGAUCCUCCAAAGUUAUAUCAUCCACCUGGCAUGGUUGAAUCAAAGUCAGUGGGAACAAUUUCACCCUCACAAAGACAAGAAAGUCACCGUGGAAUUUUUGUGGAUAGGGGGGUGGGGUCCCCUCGGUUGGUCAGAUCAGCCAGUGCAGCCACUUUGACUACCGGAACUAAACGUGAUCCAGGAGCUAAGAUGCCAGCUGCUGCUGGGGCAGUUGCAGCUGCAGCUAUUGCUGAUCAAAUGCUUGGCCCCAAAGAAGAUAUGCAUCUUGCCAUUGUCUUGGUUGGGUUACCGGCUCGUGGCAAAACUUUUACUGCUGCUAAACUUACGAGGUAUCUCCGUUGGUUAGGUCAUAAUACCAAACACUUCAAUGUUGGCAAGUAUCGACGGCUGAAGCAUGGAACAAAUCAGACUGCAGAUUUUUUCCGGGGUGACAAUCCUGAAGGCAUGGAAGCCCGUAAUGAGGUAGCAGCUUUGGCAAUGGAUGACAUGACAGCUUGGAUGCAAGAAGGUGGCCAGGUUGGGAUAUUUGAUGCCACAAAUAGCACUAGUGAGCGAAGGAAUAUGCUUAUGAAAAUGGCUGAAGGCAAAUGCAAGAUCAUAUUUCUGGAAACAAUUUGCAACGAUCGACAAAUAAUUGAAAGAAAUAUACGUCUCAAGAUUCAACAAAGUCCCGAUUAUUCCGAAGAACCUGAUUUUGAAGCUGGAUAUCAGGACUUCAAACGACGACUUGAUAACUAUGAGAAGAUCUAUGAACCGGUUAAUGAAGGAUCGUAUAUUAAAAUGAUCGAUAUGGUUAGUGGUCAUGGUGGGCAGAUACAAGUGAACAAUAUCAGCGGAUACCUUCCUGGACGGAUUGUGUUUUUCUUGGUGAAUACACAUUUGACACCUAGACCAAUUUUGCUUACAAGACAUGGAGAAAGUCGUGAUAAUGUGAGAGCAAGAAUUGGAGGCGACACUGUCUUGAGUGGAAAUGGAGAGCUUUAUGCAAAAAAACUUACUAAUUUUGUCGAAAAGCGACUAAAAAAUGAACGUGCUGCUUCUAUAUGGACAAGCACAUUGCAACGUACAAUUUUGACUGCAAAUCAAAUUGCUGGAUUCCCAAAGAUACAAUGGCGUGCACUCGAUGAGAUAAAUGCUGGUGUAUGUGAUGGUAUGACAUAUGAAGAAAUAAAAAAGAAUAUGCCCGAGGAAUAUGAGUCCCGAAAGAAAGAUAAACUUAGGUAUCGAUAUCCUCGUGGAGAAUCUUAUCUUGAUGUGAUACAAAGGUUGGAGCCGGUUAUCAUCGAGCUAGAAAGACAACGUGCACCGGUUGUGGUUGUAUCUCACCAGGCGGUUUUGAGAGCGUUAUAUGCUUAUUUUGCUGAUCGCCCUUUGCAAGAAAUACCGCUUAUGGAGAUGCCGCUUCAUACGAUAAUCGAGAUACAAAUGGGAGUUACGGGUGUACAAGAGAAACGAUACAAACUCAUGGAUUGAUUCUUGAUUCUUGAUUCUGUUUUUAUGGUUGAACGAAUAUAGAAAUAUAAAAAUUUAAGAAACAAUUCAUGUUUAAAUACUCAAGAAUUAUUUGUUAAUCGAGAGGAUUUCCUUAUUUA
Messenger RNA from Lactuca sativa (garden lettuce), 2572 nucleotides. Its product is annotated as 6-phosphofructo-2-kinase/fructose-2,6-bisphosphatase. Gene Ontology annotation, biological process: fructose 2,6-bisphosphate metabolic process; fructose metabolic process. NCBI's taxonomy places the organism in Eukaryota, Viridiplantae, Streptophyta, Magnoliopsida, Asterales, Asteraceae. The record is from RefSeq and is a predicted model, not a curated record. Gene Ontology annotation, cellular component: cytosol. Gene Ontology annotation, molecular function: fructose-2,6-bisphosphate 2-phosphatase activity; ATP binding; starch binding.